This is a messenger RNA of Bacillus rossius redtenbacheri, 987 nucleotides long. Its product is annotated as putative protein CRIPAK. The record is from RefSeq and is a predicted model, not a curated record. The transcript has a single exon. The coding region runs from base 1 to 987 and encodes 328 amino acids. Lineage: Eukaryota; Metazoa; Arthropoda; Insecta; Phasmatodea; Bacillidae.
AUGCAGAGGGGCUCGCUGACCCACGUCUGCAGCUGUGGCAGCCCGCACACCACUGCAGCUGUGGCAGCCCGCACACCACUGCAGCUGUGGCAGCCCGCACACCACUGCAGCUGUGGCAGCCCGCACACCACUGCAGCUGUGGCAGCGAGCACACGACUGCAGCAGUGGCAGCCCGCACACGACUGCAGCUGUGGCAGCGAGCACACGACUGCAGCUGUGGCAGCGUGCACACGACUGCAGCUGUGGCAGCGAGCACACGACUGCAGCUGUGGCAGCGAGCACACGACUGCAGCUGUGGCAGCGUGCACACGACUGCAGCUGUGGCAGCCCGCACACCACUGCAGCUGUGGCAGCGAGCACACGACUGCAGCUGUGGCAGCGAGCACACGACUGCAGCUGUGGCAGCGAGCACACGACUGCAGCAGUGGCAGCCCGCACACCACUGCAGCUGUGGCAGCCCGCACACCACUGCAGCUGUGGCAGCGAGCACACGACUGCAGCUGUGGCAGCGAGCACACGACUGCAGCUGUGGCAGCGAGCACACGACUGCAGCAGUGGCAGCCCGCACACGACUGCAGCUGUGGCAGCGAGCACACGACUGCAGCUGUGGCAGCGUGCACACGACUGCAGCUGUGGCAGCGAGCACACGACUGCAGCUGUGGCAGCGAGCACACGACUGCAGCUGUGGCAGCGUGCACACGACUGCAGCUGUGGCAGAGAGCACACGACUGCAGCUGUGGCAGCGAGCACACGACUGCAGCUGUGGCAGCGAGCACACGACUGCAGCAGUGGCAGCCCGCACACGACUGCAGCUGUGGCAUCCCGCACACGACUGCAGCAGUGGCAGCGCGCACACGACUGCAGCUGUGGCAGUCCGCACUCGACUGCAGCUGUGUCAACACAGCACGAGUGCUGUGGCGUGCUACACAACAACGGGCCAGCGCGCAGCCGCGCCGCCGCUACCGAGUUGCGUCAACGUGGCUGUAA